Molecule: messenger RNA, 4394 nt
Organism: Epinephelus moara (kelp grouper)
Lineage: Eukaryota; Metazoa; Chordata; Actinopteri; Perciformes; Serranidae
Gene: hbs1l
Product: HBS1-like translational GTPase
Exons: 5
Coding region: 222-2261 (679 amino acids)
Biological process (GO): translation
Molecular function (GO): GTP binding; GTPase activity
Source: RefSeq, a predicted model, not a curated record
CCAAGCAAAACACAGUAUUACGAAAAAAAAUAAGAUUUUUAAAAAAGUUUUAAUUUAAAUUAUGUAUCACAGAGGUUGAAGAAUCGAUUGAGUCCUGACAACUGCUGUAAUUUCACGCAGCAGCGGCAGCGGCAAUGGAAGUCGGGCAGUGAGACACAUGCCUCAGCAGUCUGUGAGCCGAAAACAUUUACCCUGAGGCCGAGAGAAGACACAUAACCAAAAUGUCUCGGCACAGAAAUGUUCGAGGUUACAACUACGAUGAAGACUUUGACGACGAUGACGUGUAUGGACACUCUGUGGAUGAUGACUACUGCUGCAUAUCACCAGCAACAGCGAAUCAGUUCAUCUACUCACGUCAAGAGAGGCAAGCACCAAGGGAAGAGCCUUUAGAAGAGGAAGAAUAUGAAGAUGAUGUUCCCAUGUCCCCGACCGUCAGCCACGACCUCGACCCUCUUGAUCAAGCCAAGCUGUAUUCCUGCCUGGACCAUAUGCGCACUGUGCUCGGAGAUGCAGUGCCAGAUUCAGUCCUGACCCAGGCAGCCAUAAGAUGCGGAUUCGACCCACAGAAGGCCCUGGAUGCAGUCCUGUCUGAAGACGCUAAGACGGCCCCAGUUACCAGAAGCACCAAUGAAGAGAUGGCUCCGGUAGCAAGAGUGGGUCAGGAGAAAGAGCCGCUCCCACAAAGAAUAAGACCAGAGGCAGAGAAAGGAGCCAGCCUGUCUGCUUCUCACACAGACACUACAUCCAGUGCACAUAAACCCCAGGCUGAUUGGUGCAAACACACACGCCCGCAUGUGCAAGCAAGUGCACCAAACUUGCGCGACCUCUUAUCACAACAUCAGGCUGACCCCGUAGUUAGCAGCUCUGAAAAUGUAAAGAACGGUGCUUGUGUUAGCAGCGGUGCCAGUCUGGCACAGCUCAUGUCUGAGCACGGGCAGAAGAGUAAGGUGACGGGAGGAGUUGACGUAGGACGAGGUUUGUGUGUGCCCUCAUUAAGUGCUCUCACCAUAGGAUCUCAUUCACCUCCGUCCAUUCUGUCCAAUCAGAGUAGUCUUUCACUUGGAACGCUGGCGUCUUUAAACAUGACUUCAACAUCUCCCGGCUCAGCCCCCACCCUCCUCUCAGUUUCACUCAGUAGUCUGUCGCUAAACAACCCCAAGAUGACAACUGUAACCUCCUCUCUGGCUGCUCCUCCCGGGUUUGGGAGUCUCAGUUCUGUCGUCUUGAGCAAUCAGCGCCCAGUGGGAGUUGCGACUGGAGGCAAAGCCACAAUGGCUGAUCCUAAGGGAAGCCCAUCACUGGCUGAUUUAAUCCAGGAACAUUCAAACCGCAGCCCAACCAUCAGUAACUCCUUUCCUACUCCCCAAAGCAGCAUAACUUCUGUGACGUGUCAGGGGAUGGCGGCACCAGCACAAACAUUCUCGCUGUCUGCUCUCGCUUCACAGCACCAAAACAGGAAUAUGCACAUUCAGUCUCAAUCACAGAGCACUGGACAACCAGCAAACACACUCAAGUUUCCUCAACCAACCAACAGUGCUCCUGCAUGCCUAGGUGGGACUGUGUCACUUUCUCAGCUAGCCCUGCAGCAUCAAACCAACAGCUCCUUCACUUCCCCUCAACCCGUGAGUGCAGAAUCUCCAGCAAGUGCACUGAAGCAACCACCUGGCAUCUCUGAGCUGCUCUCUGUGUCACAUUUGGCAUCUGAACACAAAGACAAAACCUCAACCACCUCAAAUGGGUCACAGUACUCCCUCACCUCGCUCCUUUCACCAGCAAAACCAGAGAGGGCUGGUGUGUUAGCACAGGGUGCUACAGAGGGUGGGACCAAGCGUAUGCUCAACCACAAACCAUACCACCAAAACAUCAGGCCAUCCAAGCAGAAGCAGACUAUUGAUUUGAGCGCACUCAUGGCCCAGUCGGAUGGAGCAGCCCCUCGUCACUUUGACAACGACCUUUCCUCACCAUCCUCUCCAACUUCUGAUUCCAUGGGGCUGGAUUCUUCGGUGUUUGCACAGCCGUCAGUUUUUGCAAUUACUCUGUCAGUUCCGAGCCGCAAACAUCAGAAACGGGUGAGAAACAUUUUGAAGAGAACAGUAAGGGAUAAGAGGACAGGAAAUGGUUACCAGGACUUCCUGUGGACAUCGGAGGACAAAUCUGAAGCGCAGCAUACCCCGCUCUCACCAAUUGCGCCGUUCUGCUUCGACACGCCCUCACCUGAUGACAUCGUCCGUGCUAAUCAGCGAAAAGCUUUCACCAGGUAGACAAGAGGAAACUUAAAGGAACACUUCACCGUCCAAAUGAUAAGCUUUGUACCAGUUAUUUACCCUGUAUUAGGCUGAAUUUGUGAAGAAAACUUCGGCAUCGGGGUCCGCAUUUUACAACAGCGAAACUAUAUCAAAACAUCUGUUUAAAAACUCUCACACAGCUUGUAAAGUAUAAUCUACAACUUAUUUUCCAGUGGUAUGCUCAGUACUAUGCAAACAGACAGCCCUUUCUGACACGGAACUGAACGGAAAGUGAAACUUAAUCUAAACUCUCUUCAAAGCCGGACUCCAUUGACAAAAAUGGUAAUUUUACUUUGCUAAACAUGAGAGCUGCUGGUCUACCACUGCCUCGGUCAGCUAGUUAUUUAGCGUUAUUGUGUGGCUUUGGUGUUUCAAAGGGUUAGUUCGGACACAAUGACACAAAUGACACAAACAAAAUACUGAUCAAGACAGCGGUAGACCAGAAGCUGUUGUGUGCAGCGAAGUAAAAUUACUGUUUGGAGUCUGGCAUGAAGAGAGUAUAGAUUAAGUUUCACUUUUACUUCAGUUCCCCAUAAGAAAGGGCUGUCUGUUUGGGAAGUACUGAGCAUACGACUGGAUGAGUGAAACUUGGAUUGUACGGCACGAGUUGUGUGAGAGUUUGCAAACAGAUCUUGAUAUAGUUUUGUUGCUGCUAAACACGGACCACUAUGACUUCAAUUCAUUGAGAAAUUUUCUACACUUUUGGAGACUUUGUUCCUUAGAGGCAUGCAGGAGAUUAAACAGAACACAGGCUGAGUAACUGAUAUUCAAAUGGUCAUUUGGGGGGUUGAAGUAUUCCCUUAUCUCAGCAGCGCUCAGGUUGGUGCUAAACUGGCUCACUUUGGACGGGAACCUCAGAUCUUUUGGGUGGCCUUUGCUCCACCAACUGAACUGAACUCAAAGAGAUGCAGCCCUCAGGGUCAACAGUCUUUUUAAUUAUGCCCCACAAUCAAUCAUGGAGAGAAAAUAAACUUUUGGGACCAACAGUACAAGAGAAUGACACACUGAUAACUGCUUAAACAAACUGCUAGAAACAGUAUUACCACAUUAUGCACUUCUUUUUUUAUAAAGGCAAGCAAACAAGUCUCAUUUUGCUACUACACACAGAACAAUGUUUAAGUCAAACAGUAUAAACUGCUCAGUCUCUCUGGCAGCUUGGAAAUAAUCGCAGCUAAGUUUCAAAGGACUGUAUGUAUUUUAAGAACUUGUAGAAUAGUUUUUUCUCAUUUACUGUGUUCAAUAUUUUUUCUACAUUUUAAAUUUGAGUCUUAUUUUCUACACUUUGAUGGCCAUUUGGCUUUUUAAUUGACGUUCUUUUUGUAUGAGACUGAAGUAGUGUAAUCUUAGCCAGGGAAAACUCAAAGCAUAUCUCUUUCUGCACGGCCUCUUUUUUUUUGUGAGUUUUUGAUCUGCAUGAACCCUCAAAAGAGAAAAAAAAGGUUGAUUUUGUUUGCAGGUGUGCUGCAGCUAUUGGAAUAUGGAUCAGUUAACCAUUGUUCUGGUUUACUGCUGCCUGUGUUUGAGAUCACGGGGUAGACAUUUUGGUUUAGAGGACACCUGGAGAUUUUCCCAUGAGGGAGCGAGAACAAACACGUGCACGUGCACGUGCACGCAGACAAAUCAACACUUUUAAUAUUUGAUAUUGUAAGAAUGAGUUUACUAUGAAUGCAAGCGCUGUGAAUAAAGAGAGCACUGGAUGAGUCAAAAUGAAUGCCUCCAGACCCGAGGUAAAAGAGGUUUUUCUUGUUCUUACAAGCUUUUAAUAUUACGAUGUACAAAUGAGUUUGAUUCACGUAGGGUGUGUCAUAACACUCUGACAGAGGUUAAUUUGUCAAUUUUGAAAUAAAGAUGACUGAAUGUACGCACUCAGAAUGCACCUGUGUCUGGGCGUGUCUCUCUGGUUGUGUUUGGGUGUGUUAUUGUGUGUCUGAGAGCGAAAAUGUGUCUUUCUAGGGUGGUUGUUUUGAGCUGAGUAUACACAGCCAUUGAAAACCCUGUUGUAUUCCCUAUCUGGAUCUAAAAUAUGAGUAGAGUGUGUAUGUUUUCACAGUAGUAACUCUAUAUUCAAGGAUGAAAUAUUGGCAUCAAUUAAAUACUAUUAAGGAGUUG